GCUGCACAGGAAAAAGAGGAGCUCAAGCAGGAAGGAGACGAUUUGGAUACCAAAGUGUGUAAGAUGGAGCUGGAAACUGAAGCCCUGGAGAACACCAUCCUGCUGUUCAGCAGUGGGUUAAACUCAGUUCACAGCUUCCCCAGUAACGAUAACGAGUCCAUGUCAGAGUACCAGAAAGAACUACAGCUGAAGGAACAGCUGACAGAUUCAGAGAAUAUGAUGAGAGAUGAGGAACAACAGACUGAAGAUCUGCAACAAAACCUGAUGGACUUGAACUUGAAGUUGGAGUCUCUGCUGCAGGAGGAGCAGGUGGAGAAAGAUGAGAUCUGUCACAAACAGGAGCUCAGCGCUAAACUGAACAAAGAUAUCGAUUUACUGCAGGAGAAAUUCAGCAGAACCUCGACACAG
Molecule: messenger RNA, 408 nt
Organism: Austrofundulus limnaeus
Lineage: Eukaryota; Metazoa; Chordata; Actinopteri; Cyprinodontiformes; Rivulidae
Product: coiled-coil domain-containing protein 39
Biological process (GO): epithelial cilium movement involved in determination of left/right asymmetry; inner dynein arm assembly; cilium-dependent cell motility
Cellular component (GO): axoneme
Source: RefSeq, a predicted model, not a curated record